This is a messenger RNA of Gymnodraco acuticeps, 1354 nucleotides long. RefSeq names its product zinc finger, AN1-type domain 2A (gene zfand2a). The record is from RefSeq and is a predicted model, not a curated record. Lineage: Eukaryota; Metazoa; Chordata; Actinopteri; Perciformes; Bathydraconidae. Gene Ontology annotation, biological process: proteasome-mediated ubiquitin-dependent protein catabolic process; protein targeting to ER. Gene Ontology annotation, molecular function: zinc ion binding. The transcript is spliced from 10 exons. Bases 241 to 1083 code for a protein of 280 amino acids. Gene Ontology annotation, cellular component: endoplasmic reticulum; cytoplasm.
CCUGGGAGGAGCGUGCGUGACACAUCAAAACGUAAUGAAAACAGACAGCUCAGCGGCUCACAAACAGGCAGCGGUGCUCAGGGAUCCGUGCGAUCAGACGGCUGUCAAAAAGCCACGAAAACAUCGGAAUUAUUAAAAAAUAUCAUCGUUGCCUCCAACUAUAACCCUACAGACCGACACGAGAACGGGAUUUGGUUGUGGAGAUUUUACUACUGUCGGCUGUCAAGAUAUUUGUAUGUGAUGGAGCUGCCACAUUUAGGAGAACACUGCUCUGAGCAGACCUGCAAACGUUUAGAUUUUCUUCCUAUGAAAUGUGACGCCUGUCAAGAGAUUUUCUGUAAGGACCACAUCACCUAUGCAACUCACAAAUGCAUGUCCGCUUACCAAAAGGACAUCCAGGUCCCAGUAUGUCCUUUGUGCAACAUCCCCAUCCCUGUAAAGAGAGGAGAGAUGCCCGACAUUAAAGUCGGCGAACACAUUGAUCGGGAUUGCAAAUCGGACCCUGCGCAGAGAAAGAGAAAGAUUUUCACCAAUAAAUGUUCUAGAGGGGGGUGUAAGCAGAAGGAAAUGAUCCGAGUGACCUGUGACCAGUGUCAUUUAAACUACUGUCUUAAGCACCGACACUCUCUAGAUCACGAAUGCAAGACUGGUGGGGCACCUCCGUCUAAAUCAGGAAAUGCUGCUCUAAUGAGGACCCAAGCUGCUUCCUCCAGCUCUGCCUCUGGUUCUAGGUCUAGUUCCUCCAGUUCAGGACCCUCUAGACCCUUUUCUAACGGUGUCAGUGCAAACAGAGGCCAAAGCUCUGGUGCUACCCCUCGGAUUCCUACUUCAGCCUCUGCACAGAGUGUAAUGCCACCAUCGGCAUCAUUUCAGGCCGGAUUGACGGAGGAUCAGGCUUUACAAAGGGCUCUGGAGAUGUCUUUGGCUGAAACGAGGCCGGCAGUUCAGCCGCCUCUAACCCCUCAGGAGCAGGAGGACCAGGCUCUGGCUCAGGCUCUCGCUGCCAGUGAGGAAGAGUACAGACGCCAGCAGCAGAGACAACAGGUGAGAGAGUCCAAACCCUCCAACUGCAGCCUUUUUUAAUCUGAGCACCACUUAGACUUCAAGCUGAGCUUAUUAUCUACUGGAACCUGCACAUCUGGGAUACCGACAUCCAGGAUCAAUGAUUGUUAAUGAAGAAAUCCUCUUGGAAGUUGCUGAGAUAUUACCGCCUUCUACAAUAUAAGCACAUACUUUCCUAGCAGGAUCUGUCAUUUUUACUAAUGCUUUGCUUUGUACAUAUUUUAUAUGCCAACCAUGAUGAACCCAUUAUAUUACCAUAUAUGAAUAUCCAAUAAAUUAUUUCAAUCAUGCA